This is a messenger RNA of Peronospora matthiolae, 1377 nucleotides long. The record is from the annotation of a GenBank genome assembly. NCBI's taxonomy places the organism in Eukaryota, Oomycota, Peronosporomycetes, Peronosporales, Peronosporaceae.
AUGGAUGGGGGUGCCCCAUGGACCAAGUCCCGCGGCUUCCCAGGCCACUCCUUGCCGCCCCAUGGUCGCCCACGCGUCACCACGACCGCCAUGACGUGUGCUCCUGCUCCUCCGCUAAGUAGCAGCCGCAAAAGCGACCGCGACCGCGCCACCGAGACGCUGGCAGCCGCCGCCGCCACCUGUUGCGCGUCCCGCUCCAGAGUUUAUCCUCAAGAGCGUCUACGUCUCGAGCAGGAAGUCGCCGCUUUGGACCAAUUGGAGCAGCGGAUCGAGAGCGAGAACACGACGGACUUCCGACUUGGUCGGGCGCUGCUGCUGGCCACGCGGCAGGAACGAGUGGUCAAGGCCCAGUCCGCGCUCAAGCGACGACGAGCAGCAGCUCAUCACGUCUGGACGUACGCGAGUGGCCAGGCGCGGGAGGUGUACGCGCGUCGCUGCGGAGAGCUCCAGCGAGCGAUGAACGCGGACAUUGAGCGGGAACUGCGGCGGCUCCAGACGGCCAAGGACGGCGUGAGUGUCACGAGUCGUCGACGACGAGCAGUGCAGGACGAUGGACGGCGAAGCGGGGCCGCAGUGGUGCGUGCAAAGAGUGGACUUGGUGUGCGGAGACGACGGACCAUGUACACGAGCGAGGAAGACGAGGAAGACGAGCGACAGGAGAAGGCGUUGUGGGAAGCGACGUCUUGUGAGGAACAGACGUAUCGAGCUCAAUUGCAGGAGAAGAAGCAGCUCGAGCGGCUGUUGAGCAGCGCUGCAGUGUUUCAACCUGUGGUGAAGCACGUGACAGCGAAAGAAGUGGCCGAGGAUCUGGAGCUGAUUCAGAGCGCCAUUGCGAGGCAGCGAGAGCAGGUGGAGAUGAAAGGCGGGACGAAACAAGCGAAGAAGAGGCAAUUGCAUCAUGUGAAGAAGACGAAAGAGGUGGAGAAGAAGAAGACGAAACCACCGCGACGGAUGACUGGGACGCCCAGGGAUGGACGACACGCUUUAAGACUGGACUCACCUGCGUCCGUGACAACGGGACACAGGAAAAAAGUGAACACAACAGCGACGUGUCGACGAUCUCGACUGCACUAUAACCCGAGCAUGCUGCAGGAGGGACAGGAAGUGGACGUGUUGAAACGUCGGCAUGCAAAAGAGGCAGCUGAUAGUGGCGGGCGCGAAAGCCAAGACGAAUGCGUCCUGUCCGGCACUAUCACUGCAGCUACGGCGACACAGGUGUAUGUGCUCACAGCCAGUGGUCGCUUUGAGUCAUUUGAUGUCCGCGACUGCGUACGGGGCACGCUCUAUGUGCGGGCAGCUGAGAAGCGCAAGAGCUUGAGCUACAGCGUGAAGGAAGAACUGGACGCUGGCAGUGCGUUGGAAUACAUAAGCCGAUGA